AUGAUUGCUGUGGGAGCCGACUUUCUAGAGCCCGAGCCUAAUUCAUCCACUGCUAAUUUCCAGGUGGCGCCUGUGGGAAAUGAGUUGCCGUCACUAAACUGUGACUUUGGUGACCUUCUCCUCCCCAGUGAACUUGAUCAGUUGCUCAUGCAGAAUUUUUGUGACAUAGCCCUCUCAUCAGAGUCUUUCAUGCAUUGGGACUUGAGUAUGCCAGACAGUGAACACAGUGUACCCCUUCAACCAGCGAAUGAUCUUCCUUCUUUCUUGUAUGAGAACACACCUAAUUCUAGAGACUUGAACCUACUGUUCCUGGAGAAGAGCCUAGCCCCUCAUGGACCACCAGUCCCUGGUGUCAUCACUGGGGAUUUAACACCACCACACCCAGGGGGUCUGACCCCUACCAACAUGUCUCGCUCAACGUCGCCAGCGUGGAGUGAAAGCAGCGGCAGCAUGAGUGCCAGCAGCGUGUCGGGAGGAACCCUGAAGGAGAACCUUGCAGCCAGACGCAGCAACCCGCUCCCCAGGCACAAGAGGCCAGCCCAUAAACGAGCUGAGAUCAAACGUCGAGAUAAGAUUAAGACCUCUUUAGAUGACAUCAAAGAAUAUGUGCCAUCUUUACGAGACAAGGGUAAACUCAGCGAAUCUGCCAUCCUUUCUAAAGCGGCUGAAUACGUUCACCUUCUGAAAGACGAGCAUUUGGAGCGAGGGAGCAAAGUGGCAGAACUCCGACGAGAGAUAGAAUGCCUGAGCUCAGAAAUUCAUGGUUUUCAAGAUAAUCUCCCAGCUGCCGGUUUGAGAGAAGAAGCCUGUGUUGCUCCCACGCUUGAUGAGAUGUAUCGCACCUGGGCUACGGAGGAAAGCCAGAAGUCCACAAAGUUUUUUAUUUUCAGCUCAAUAACGUCUCGGCUGUUUGGCACUUUCAAAGAAGUUGUUGGGCCUGCAACAAGCCUUAAUGGUCUAUUCAGCAGAGCACAAGAAUGGCAAUCAAAGUAUUUGGCUCUACCAGUCAUCAGAAAACAAAUUCUCAGCGGGAUGUUGGAUCUAUGUCGCCAGAGCAAUAUUGUGAUCAGCAGUGAUAAUCUCAAAGUGGAGUUUGGGUCAUCGACAGAUAAUUUUCAGCGUGAAAGCAUUUCAUGA
Molecule: messenger RNA, 1137 nt
Organism: Candidula unifasciata
Lineage: Eukaryota; Metazoa; Mollusca; Gastropoda; Stylommatophora; Geomitridae
Source: the annotation of a GenBank genome assembly